AUGACGUUGCGACUUGUCACGCGUUAUUGGUUACACGAGACACUUCGUCUUGGACGAUGGCUUCGACCUAAUAGUAAUCCAUUCUUUGAACCUCCUCCAAGACCGAAGGAUCUAUGGCUACAAUAUCCCAUAGGAUAUCAAGACGCAACUGGACAUGAUGAGGUAAAUGGAGAGAAGGAUAUGAACAUGCAGGAUUCAAGUGCAAGAUCAAUAUUUCCUCGAGCUGUUCGACUGCCUUGUUCGCCCAAGUUUUGUUUUCGAGGUGUUGUGCCACUCUGGCCAUACAUUGCAGCAUAUCUUGCACAGCCCAUACGUAACGUGCAUGAACUCGCAGCUCGACUGCAAUUACUUACCUUGUCACAUUCAAGACGCAGAUUAAAUUGCUUGGAGUAUGCGGUGAACGAGUUGCUAACGACGAAGGAGCAAACCAUGUUUUUCAAAGAUGUGCUACCGGAGAUGACAAGAAUGGUGCUGGCCCUACCGCAGAUGUUUGCUACACCGCCACCGCUAUUGAUUCCACAGGAAGCGAAUGGACGAGUCAAUUUGGGUAGCAAAAAUGAGGCUGGUUCUGGAAGCACGGAAGAUAACGCGAGAGAAGAAAGUCAAGUUGUCAUUCAAAGCCACCGGUUCUCAAAACUGGAGGUGUUGACGUUAGUUUGUGGCUGCUUCUUUGGUAUUUUUCCUGACCAAGACAUUGCCAAGUCUGGACAGAUUUUACAAAGCAGAAGACCAAGGCGACAAGGCGAUGAUACUGGUAAUGGCAUAAUUCAGUUUCCCCAUUUUACUGCGGUUCGGAUGUUCUCGGCUCCUGGUAACAUGAGUAAGAUGGUUGUGCUGAAAGGCCAAAAGAUUUGUUGUCUUUUGCAGUACUUCUUGCGCGUAGUUCCACUUGCCAUGUCAGAGCGUAAUGCGUUUUCUACAGAGGUGAUUGACUUUGCGCGUGUUGCGGUGCACUUACCACCAUUCGUGCACGGGCCAAUUGGUGCAGAGCAAUCAUCUAAAGAGCUUUUUGAGAUAUUAAAAAAUUUGUCACGAGCACACUGUGCUAGCCAAAGUGCUAUGAAUGCACAUCCUCGAUUGUACGCUGCGACGUGUGUGUCAGAUGUGCUAAUUGAAGACUUGGACAAACAUUUGCAAGUCGACUUCGCAAACAAAUUUGCUGGAGGCGGAGUGCUUAGCUCUGGGUGUGUGCAAGAAGAAAUUCGCUUCUUACUGUCACCUGAAUUACUGGUAUCCUGCCUCGUAUUUGCCAAGUUGGAACCCCACGAAGCGUUUGUAGUUCAUGGGACGGAGCGCUACAGUACGUAUGAAGGAUAUGGCGGAUCGUUUGUUUAUGGUGGCAACUUCAAAGACACGACACGCUUGAAUUCUGUAUCGAAUGGAUGCGUCCGCCGAGAAUGCGUAAUCGUGGGGAUUGACGCAACCGAUUAUGGCUCGGCACAAGUGCAACGACAAUAUGAACGUGGGCAUGUAUGGCGUGAUCUAUUGAAGGCUUAUGCUGGUUUUGCCUAUCCCGAAGCAAGCGACAACGAACACUGUUGGCCUGUAGCCAGUGGAAAUUGGGGCUGCGGUGUAUUUCAAGGUGACCGCGAGCUGAAGUUUUUGAUUCAAUGGCUAGCAGCAUCGCUUCACCAUCGUGACUUGGUCUACGUUUUGUUCCAGUGCGACUUGGACUUUCAAACAAAAGUCAAUACGUUGUUAAGGCUAGUCACCAGUUUGAAGUCACGUGAGUGGGACCAACAAUGUGGUGGAGUGAUUCAAUGGCUCAUGGAUUUUCUUUUUCAUGAGCUUCGUGUUGAGUUAGGUGAAAGCAGCGUGCUAACACGUGCAAUACUUUCACUUGAACGAGCAUUGGUGACGCUCGACGUACAAGACGACACCAAAGUUGAAGUCCCGGUGACCAUUACUCAAAGAGAGGAGCAACGUAGUGAGGCGAUGAAGAAGAAGCCCAAAAUUAUGAAGAAAACGUUCUACCAGACGACCAUGGAGGAGAUUUAUAAGCCCAAGUAA
Peronospora belbahrii is the source of this 2010-nucleotide messenger RNA. The record is from the annotation of a GenBank genome assembly. NCBI's taxonomy places the organism in Eukaryota, Oomycota, Peronosporomycetes, Peronosporales, Peronosporaceae.